GCAGACAGAGGGAGGGUUUAAUCCAAGUGGAUUAGGCUGUAAACUGGGUGAUGGAAAAGGCGGUGCUGUGCUGCUGAAGCCCAAUGGCUGCUUCCUGCCUCCCUGGGACCGUCUCUCUUAGCUCCAAGACGCGGUGUCCCUCGCUGGACAGGGAAUAAACCAGGUCAGCUCGCUCCAAGAAGCUCUUGGGAGUCACACAAGCCGAAGACGACAGGGAACCACAGAAACACAUACUGGCUUUUUUUAUACAGCCGUUAUUUCAUUGCUUUUGUUUUUUUUUUGUUUUACUUUCACUUGGUUGCACGGUGCUGACCCUUUGUGACACAGCUGGAGUGGUCUCACUGGGUUUGCUCCUGCCCCACACCGGGGACUACAGUGACUCCCUGAUCGAGCACAGAAUCUGGAACUGGUUGGUCCAUCAAAAGAAGAUGACCAGGAGAGGGUGCCAGGCCCAACCGCGGCUGCUGCAGGAGGUGUAAAAAGCACAGACCGAGGCUCAGUUUGUCCCAGUCAAGGACGAGGUGUGGAACCUUUGGGCUUCUGAGAUAGCCGGAUGGCCAUGAGCGAUGAACAAGCGCAAUGGGACCUCUUUGAUUCACUCAGAGUUACCAUGCAUAGCCCCCUGUCCAACCUCAUGAUCUCUUAGGACUUCUUUACUGAAGCCUCACUUGGACUAAGCUUUGUCCAGAACCCACAGUGCACAGGCACACGUUUUAUACGCACUGACACGCAACGAGAUGCAACGCGCAGGCGGCCCGUACACAAAGUCGGCGCAGAUGGCCCAACGAAUAGCUCUGUGCAUUAUCUGCUCCGGCUGGCUCUGGUUCCCCACAGAAGCAGAGAAGCUGCUGCUCCCUCUGGAGACGGUCCAACAGUGGGCAACAGACUUUGGAAAUCAGAUCUACUCCAUAGCAACAAAAUACUCUGGAGCUCCUCUACUGCAGAAGAAAUUCAAAGAUGUAGAGCCAAUCGUGAAGAUUGAGGAGGUGGAUGGUUCAGAACUGGUGCUGAAGUUUGCAGAGGAGAUGGAAAGUAUGCUGGGAAGGAAAACGAAAUCGGUCAAGACCCUGGCAGAGAAUGCCGAGGAUGCAGACUUGUACCAUGAUUACGACGCCUCUCUGAAGAUUGACUACUACAACUCGGUGUUGGUGAACACAAAGGAUGAGGAUGGGAAGUAUGUGGAGCUUGGUGGGGAGUUCAUCCUGGAGGAGAAUGAACACUUCAACAACCUCCCUGUCAACACCUCCCUCAGUAGCGUGCAAGUCCCUACCAACGUCUACAAUAAGGAUCCGGACAUUCUCAAUGGGGUUUACAUGUCAGAGGCACUGAAUGAAAUCUUCAUUAAUAACUUCAAAAAGGACCCCACCCUCACCUGGCAGUUCUUUGGCAGCUCCACAGGUUUCUUCAGAAUCUACCCAGGUAUCAAAUGGACCCCAGAUGCAAAUGGUGUCAUCGCUUUCGACUGCAGGAAUCGGAACUGGUACAUCCAAGCCGCGACCUCACCAAAGGACCUCGUGAUCGUCAUCGACAUCAGCGGCAGCAUGAAGGGUCUUCGUCUGACGAUUGCCAAACACGCCAUCAACACCAUCCUAGACACGCUGGGGGAGAAUGAUUUUGUCAACAUCAUCGCCUACAGCGAUUACGUUCAUUAUGUGGAGCCCUGCUUUGAAGGCACGCUGGUGCAGGCCGAUCUGGACAAUCGUGAGCACUUCAAGAUGCUGGUGGAGGAGCUACAUGCCAAGGGGGAGGGGAAGGUGAACAAGGCCAUGAAGGAGUCUUUCCGCAUCCUCAGCGAGGCGACAGCCAAUGGGCAGGGCAGCCUGUGCAACCAGGCCAUCAUGCUCAUCACUGAUGGAGCCAUGGAAGAUUUCCAGCAGGUAUUUGAGGACUACAACUGGCCAGAAAAAAGGGUCCGUGUCUUCACCUACCUCAUUGGCCGAGAGAUGACCUUUGCAGACAAUGUGAAGUGGAUUGCCUGCAACAACAAAGGUUAUUACACUCACAUCUCGACACUAGCCGACGUGCAAGAAAACGUCAUGGAGUACCUGCAUGUUCUAAGCCGACCAAUGGUCAUUAACCACGACCACGACAUCAUCUGGACUGAGGCCUACAUGGACAGUGUGCUCCCAAACACAGCAGAGCUAUUCAACACACAGGCCCAGAGCCUGCUGCUAAUGACCACCGUUGCCAUGCCUGUCUUCAGCAAGAAGAAUGAAACGCGUUCCCACGGAAUUCUCUUGGGCGUGGCCGGCUCUGAUGUCCCCCUGAGGGAGCUAAUGAAAUUGGCCCCAAGAUAUAAGCUUGGAGUGCAUGGCUACGCCUUCCUGAGCACCAACAAUGGCUACAUUCUCUCGCACCCUGACCUUCGGCCCUUGUAUAAGGAGGGAAAGAAGCUCAAGCCAAAACCUAACUACAACAGCGUGGAUCUGUCUGAGGUGGAGUGGGAGGACACAGAGGAAACACUGAGGACAGCCAUGGUGAAAGGCCAAACCGGCUCUCUGUCCCUGGAUGUGAGAACCACUGUGGAGAAGGGGACAAGGGUGUUGUUCCUGACAAAUGACUAUUUCUACACGACCAUCAAUGAAACGCCAUUCAGUCUGGGCAUAGUCCUGACCCAAGGCCACGGGGAGUACAUCUUCCAGGGGAACGUGUCCAUAGAGGAAGGCCUCCAUGAUCUGAUGCAACCAGAUGUCACCCUAGCUAAUGAGUGGACCUACUGUGAGACAGACAUAGACCCACAACACCGCAAGUACUCCCAGCUACAAGCCGUCAUCCGCUACCUGACCGGCAAGGAGCCUGAACUGGAAUGCGACGAGGAACUGUUACAGGAAGUCCUUUUUGAUGCUGUGGUAACCGCACCUUUGGAAGCUUAUUGGACAGCACUGCUACUCAACGAGUCUGGAAUGGAUGAAGGCUUAGAGACAGCAUUCCUGGGCACGCGAGCUGGACUCAUGCGCAUCACCAGAUACAUCAGUGCUGAGGACAGAGUUGCAAAGAAGUUCCUCACCACCUCAGAUAAGGAGAGCAUCUUCACCAUGGAUCACUUCCCCCUGUGGUACCGGCGAGCCGCAGAGCAUCCCCCGGGCAGCUUCCUGUACUACAUUCCCAAGGAGGACACUCGAGAUGUUUUCAGGGACUAUGAGUAUGACUAUAGCACCUCCCCCAGGCUGGAGGACCUUGAGCAGGAGUACCAAGACGAUGAGAAUGUGGUUGUCGCCAGCACUGCUGUGACCGUGACCGUCAACAAACAGAUGGCCAUUGCCGCAGCAAUCGGGGUGCAGAUGACGCUGGACAUGUUGGAGAAGAAGUUCUGGGCGACGACCAGACAGUCCAAUGAAACAGACUGCAGCACGGUCGAGGGCUUGUGCCCAAUCAGCUGUGACAGUCCUGAGCUGAGCUGCUACCUCCUGGACAGCAAUGGUUUCAUCCUGAUCUCCAAAGAGAAGAAAGAGUCUGGAAAGUUCUUCGGGGAGGUGGACGGAGCGGUGAUGUCUCAGCUGCUCCAAAUGGGCAUGUUCAGGAGGGUCUCUCUGUACGACUACCAGGCCAUGUGCAAGAGCAGCCAUCAUCACACCAGCGGUGCCCGCCCGCUUCUCAGCCCCUUCUACAUCUUGCUCUCGGCUCUCAAAUGGUUCCUCACUAACUUCAUGCUGUGUCUGCUGGAGUUCAAUAUUUGCGGUCUGUGGCACUCUGAUCACCUUGCAGAAGCCAAGGCUGUCUUCCAUACAUCCCACAAGCACAAGAAAGUGGAGGUGAUGCAGCCGUGCGACACGGAGUACCCCAGCUUCAUCUACACGCCGUCCGUCAAAGAGACCAACAGCUUUGUCCAGUGUGGCCGCUGUCACAAGAUGUUUGUGAUGCAGCAGAUCGCCAACAGCAACCUGCUCAUGCUGGUCGUCCAGGGCGAGUGCGACUGUGCCCGCAGGUUCCCACCCAUCACCUUGGAGCCCAAAGAGGUCAAAUAUAUCACCUCGGUCAAGUGCGACAGGAUGAGGUCACAGAAGCUCCGCAGAAGACCAGACUCCUGCCACGCCUUCCACCCUGAGGAGAACGCUGAAGACUGCGGCGGAGCCAGUGAGAUAUCCCUGUCUGUCACCCUCUUCAUGACUACACUCAUCGCCUCGCUUGUCCUGCGGUGAUGGAGGGCUAAACCUGCUCACAGGGGCCGAGUUCGAGGGCCCCCACGCCUGCGUCACACCUCCCCAUUUGUUUUUAUUUACUGCUUUUAUUUUUGUUCUUUUCUGAGAUGAGUAGGAUGUUAGACACAGCAGCACAGAAUGCGUAUGUCCACUGCAAGCAAGUGACAAAGGGCUUGUUUUCUAAUCUAACGUGUAGCUUUUUUUACCAUGAUGGUGAGAACGACAUGCUCGGACCAUGGACGAAAACAACGUAGAGGCGCCAUGAUGGACAGCAAAACGUGCAGUGAAAAAUGCAUUCCACCAGUGCAUGUGUCUGCCACGGUACUGUGAAGAGUCAGCGAUGCAGUGACACCUGUCCCCCCAAUCAUGAGAUCCUGCUCUCUGUUGAGCACCGUCCAACUGUGCCAUCUAGAGGCCAUGCAGGGGAAGAUAAGCAACCACAGAAGAGGGUUUUAAAAAUAUCAUAAAAAUUUACUCUUUUUCAUGAACCAUGAGGGAAAGAAACUGAAAAUCCGCCAGUAUAUUUGGCAUAUGCUCCAUGGGUUUGCUACAGACUUUGUUUUGCUUGCAAUUUGUUCACACUGCCAUUGUUGCACAUGUAUUACAACUGCACACGAUUGUUAACUGAUAAUACCAGUUCUAGCGUGAAGAACGUAUGCAGCAGGGUUCCGCAGGAGGUGGCCUAGGAGAAGAAAAUGUGUGGCCCCUUUGCCUGGCAAAUCUCAUCAUCAGUUUUCCAGUGGCCCUUGGCUUAAUGUUGUUGAUGGAAUUUGGCCUUUGGGGGAAAACUGAUAUAGAGCCUGACCUUCGUGUAAAAUUCUACAUCGACCUGGAGGGAACCCUGAUGAAAUGUCAGAUACAGUGAUUUGCCUGGACGCUCACAGUGGCUUUUGGUUGACUCCUGAGCACCAGACUGACGUGAUUAGUUUGUAACAUAUACCUGGGUUUGUUCAUUCAUGGAAUGGUUUGAACUACAACUCUCUACAGUGUUUGAAGUACACAUUACAUUAUCAAGGAAUGUAUACAAAAAUUGGACAAAAAAACAAUGUAACUUUCCCUUAAGUAAAAGUUGCUUUAAAGUGUAUGAAUCAAA
Messenger RNA from Brienomyrus brachyistius, 5232 nucleotides. It is a transcript of the gene cacna2d4a, whose product is annotated as calcium channel, voltage-dependent, alpha 2/delta subunit 4a. The record is from RefSeq and is a predicted model, not a curated record. Gene Ontology annotation, molecular function: voltage-gated calcium channel activity. Bases 738 to 4139 code for a protein of 1133 amino acids. Gene Ontology annotation, cellular component: voltage-gated calcium channel complex. The transcript has 41 exons. NCBI's taxonomy places the organism in Eukaryota, Metazoa, Chordata, Actinopteri, Osteoglossiformes, Mormyridae.